Phytomonas sp. EM1 is the source of this 5007-nucleotide messenger RNA. Lineage: Eukaryota; Euglenozoa; Kinetoplastea; Trypanosomatida; Trypanosomatidae. The record is from the annotation of a GenBank genome assembly.
AUGAAUCCGCCCUACAUUUCUCAUCCAGCAUACAUGGAUCGUUACUACACACCGGUAGCUCCCACAGUUAGCACUAAACCGUGUUUAAGUACCAACAGCUGCGCGGAUCCCAGAAGUACGGCUGCACUCGAGACGUACUAUCAGCCUCCCUACUGCCAUUCUGUGAAUUACUCCAGGCAAGAGAUGAUGUUGACAACCCCUCGGAUGGCCUCUCCAAAUUGUGAGGACGGUUCUUCUGCUGGCGGGUUUAUUGGUGGGUUUAAUACCUCAAAUGUUAAUACAUCCUCGGAUUUCCACUUCCCUGUGGUACCACCUCCCGCGCCGUUACCCCUAAGUAUGCAGCUAGGUGGGGGUCGACCAUUCUAUUCUCAGGCCUUCGCGAUGCCUCCGACGCCGUCACCUAAUAGCCAUUCUGCACAGACGUAUCCAAGAGAUUUUUAUGCUUCACAGCCCGAGUACAAUGCUAUACAGCAGGCUGGUAUGUAUUCGUAUUUGCAGCAAAAUCGAUCGCAGAUGAUGCUGCCUGUAGGUGGUGGUACCUACAUGCCUUUUCCAGGUCAAUCGGUUAUAGGUCACGAAACGAAUGCAGAUGGAGGAAAUGUGAGCGAUGCAGCUGCCACAGUAAGCUCAAAUAAAACUGAAGCAAAAAAAAAUUCUGAAACCACUGAGGGAAGCGAUGCUUACGUAACUCAAAAGGGUAGUAGGGAGGUAGAAGUGACCAAUCGUGAUGCCAAUUUGGAGGACAAGAGCAGUACGAAUGGUGCGAGCGCGACAGCCUCAAAGGCUGAAGGAUGUGUGAAUAUCAUCGUUGCCACAAUGGGUACUAAUAGUGUUGACAAUUAUCAGAAUCCAACCUUCCAGAAGCAUCUGCAUGGGCACUGCUACACGGAGGCUUAUCCGCACCACCACCACAGGACCACCUACAAUGGGUUAGCCCUCAGAGAAGCUGAGGCUGAGGGUCACGAGGACACUCCGCCUUCCGUCACAGAAGCUUCGGAUGGUCGUCUAUCCGGCCUCACGCGUUCGAUCGUCAUGACGUCAAAUUCCAUCCAAAAUCAUCCCCCUGCCGUUUCCUCAGACCAAGUAGCUGAACUGCCCAACAGCAAGCCGCCCAUAGAGUUACAUGGGACGACGACGCCAGGGACCACGGCGACCUAUCCGCCAAAGGAUGUGAGUUCGUCCACUUCUACGCCAAUUGGUGUGGCCUAUCAUGAACACCAGGUAGCAAGGGAGGGCACACCACGCAACUCUCAGCAACGGCAUCCCCCAGUACCCAUCAGCAGCUCCCUUGAGAUCUCUACCGAGGAGGAAAGGAGGUCGCAGGAUCGGCCCCCUCAUCUGGUGACCGAACCUCUAUUUGAGGUCGCUCCUAGUUUACCCUCAGGACACUUGACCGUUGUAAACUCAGCCGGAAGGGAGACCGAAGGGGGAUCCAAGCCGGUAACAGCGAAUACAACCCCAGUGCGUCACCCUCCAUGCUACACGAAUGCUAUGGAUCGCUAUUGGCACUCCUUCCCGCCCUCCCACAUCUUGGCAUUGGAUGCCGGCGCGUUUCCCACCUCAGCCAGCACCGGUAGUCCACAGGGGCUACCCAUUAACUACGAGCCGCCCAUGCACGGCCCACUGUCUUCGCAUCAAUCACCUAUGAUGCAUGGUGUUAGUGGUGCGCGGACUUUAAAAUCGAAUUCACCAUAUUCGCUUCUUAACACGCCGCAUUCGUAUAGGGAGGAGAUCUGCAUUUCCAGGCAGGCGUGUGGACAACUUCAGAAAAAGGGUCCGGGGGCCGUUGCCACAGUGGCCUCUACCGGUGCACGGAGCCAGCCGCCGCCGUUCGGGGCCGUAGUUGGUGGGGAGGGCGGCAGCAGUGCAGCGGCAUUUCCACACUCUCCGACAACUGUCGACGGCUGUGUGUCAUUUAAUUCCCCAUGUUGCGGGCACAUGGAUACAGAUACAUUGGGUGCAGUCUCGGGAUAUCCCAUGCCGGUCACAGCUUUUGCAGGCACCAACAAACGUUCAUAUAAUAGUAAUGUCCCUCAGCAACAGCAGCAGCAGCGGUACCCACAGCAGUAUUCCUACCCGCAGCCCCAACCGACACAGUGCUCAUUCCAAACACUGAAAACCCCUGUAUUGGGUAUUCCUUCUCAAGGGGAGCGCGGUGGUGUUAGCCAUUUAAAUGGCAAUUAUAGGAAUCAACGUGGUGGUCCACAACUCUGCAUUGCCCCCAAGAUGCCUGACCAUUUUGUGUAUAGUGGAGCGGCUGUCUCGCCGAUGACGGGCACUGGGAGUCACCUUCAACCUAAUCAGACUAGCGACAUCAACUCCAACGCUAACACGGCUUCCAGCGCCCGUUUUCCCAUGCCAGGUGGCAACUACCCACAUCACGUUCACACUGCAUCCCAUCCUCAGAAGCAGCGGGGUAACUCGAACUACGGUUACCCCAGUGGUGUGCCCCCACUCCUUUACGAGUACCACAUCGCACCGACGCAGGAAACAUGGAUUGAGGAGAUGGAGGCUGAUGCUUCCUUUGAUCCUGCAGUAUAUGGGAACAUUGUUUGUCUUGUCAAUGCUUUUUCCCCGCGUGUGCCAGUAGUGUACGACUUGGAGUCGCCCUUUCAGGAUGACAUAAAUUCGUCAUCGCAGAGGUUAGAGUCCAUGUCGUCGUCUGAUUCUAUUCCCUCGAUCAGUUCGUCGAUACAUGGGGAUAUUAAUAAGGUUGCACACCAGAACCUGACAAAUACUUUACAUGGUCACACAGAAGCUGCCAACGGUGCUAUGCCAGUGCCUAAGACGGAGUCGCAGUGUGCUAAUGACAUCAAUUCCCCCAUUAAAAACGUCUCGAAACAAGCUAUGCAUGGGAAUCAAUACCGUAUUUCACAUUCGCGUAAUACAGAUAUGGAAUCAAGUAGCAAUGGAAGCUGCCCUAUCCCUCCGUUCACAUCAGUGAAGGAUGUGGGUAGCAGUGUUAAUACUGGCGGCGUUGUCGACCUUGAUGCGGUUCCACUUGUGCGACAGUACCAAGACUUCGAAGGCGUAUAUUUCGUGGAGCCUAUCGUGUCCCUGGCGUCGGUGUGGAAUAGUUUCAACUAUCCUUUCGGCUGCUUGGUUCCCCUCUCCCAGGUCGUCAUUCUUUCCAACAUGCGACCACCUGAGAGCAAGGUGGUGUAUACACCACUGCUGAGUGGCUUCCGAAUUCGCUUCCACGAUGCUUCGGCCGCGUACGCAAAGCUGCUUGCUUUGCAGCGCCAAGAAAGCAACGAGAAGACGAACAUCAAGGAGGGGCUGAACUCGUUGCCUUCCUCUCCCAAUGGCGUGAUUUCAUCCAGCUCCCCGGGCUUGUUGACUUGGAGCGCCUCAGAGCGUCCUGAUAAUCGUAACGGAGUUGUAGAGCAAGUAGAGGAGCUUGCACGGGCAAACGAAGCGUUUCGCACGCUUCUCACCGCCACAACUGCGGAUAUUGAUCACCAGUCAUGGGUGGCUAUCAUGUGGCAGCCCGUGUUUUGUGGCGGCCACACGGCUAAACAGAGCUGCGGCACGUUUCUCGCCUUUUAUAUGCUGCGGGCACCGCGUCAUAUCUUUGUGCCUUUCGCCGACAAGAGCGCUGCGACCUGUAUGAACAGCUCGUGGGAUAGCCCUGUAUUUCGUGUCGAUCAUGAGAUGCUUUCGUUUGAUAUCUGGGGCUUUGAACGGCGCUAUUACGUUGGCCGCUGCACAAAUCCUUCCUUUUCAGCGACUAUCGGCAGCGAGGCCAGGCAACCAUCCGUACCGCAAGAGGUGGUAUCGCUUGUUAACCCUAUUGAAAAUGAGGGUGUCGAGGCGCGCAAUUCGAUGGAUCCUGCCCGAGACUCCCCUCAAUCCGCUUCUGGGGGGGGCGGAUUGGGGAGAGAGACAAGGCGUCCUUUCGUGGGAGAUGGUGUCUCCGACUUCAACUACGGCCCCGAUCUCUUAGAUCCGCACGCAACAAACAAGCAGGUGUUGGCGUCCUCUUCCACUCGUCAGGUGCGCUUGCCUCUCAUCGGGCUCAUCUUCAAUCGCUCCCGCUCGGAUGUGUGGUUGUGCCCGUCGAUGAUCCCCCCUGCGGAGGCCAUGCCCGGCCCCGGUUCCCUUCCCCUGCCUGGCCCCCAACGGACGUAUCGGGCGCCGCUUUUCUUACUUGUCAGUGCGCUGCAGCUGAUGUGCUGGAAUGCCUUUGAAGAGGAUCGCCGCCUCAAGCGUUUUGAUCUUCAAAGGGAGGGAGAGUAUGAUAAGGUGGAGGAUAGUAGGCAGAGCGAGCUGCUCCGGAGUAGCGUAGCGAACACGGCUUACGGGGAGGAUGGUAACCAAAUGGCAACAACCCUUGGGGAAAAGGACGAGGGUGGCGAGAGGACUGACAGAAAGAGACAUAUGGAUGCCAGCACGGAUGUAACGACAACGAAUUAUACGCAGGUUGAGGGCCGUACAUCUAGAGACCAAUCUCUUUACCCUGUGGAUACCUCUCAUAACGAAACCACUCAUAAUGAUGGGGAUCCCAUAUCUUCGAAUUCCCAGUCGGAGCGCGUUUCGCUGCAGAAGGAAUUUGGUAAACGCGCUCCGUCUCCACACCACGUCGCAAUGCCUCCUUAUUACACAAAGGGCACCGAGUUGCUGGUGAAUGCCGCACGCAACUAUCGUAACUUGCGCGAGGCAGCUAUGAUUGACUCCAACGCCGAGGAAGCGGCUGGUUAUAACCACGCCUCCGUCAAUUCACACACCGGCGCGUCUGUUGGCGGUUGCGAGCCAAAUAAAGAGCCCCUUGCGGACGGUGAUGGAAGAGUGUCCGGCCACUCUGAUCUUCCCCUCCGUGUUGUGUCUGGAGGCACUAACGUCGAGCUCUGCGGGAGCUCUGGCAGUGUGAUUCUGGGAUUGCUGGAUUUCUACCAGUGGGCGCAGUACGAUGCCUCCAUCACCGACCUCGCGGAGCGGUAUUGCAUGGAUCCCGGAUGGAGGGAAGGCAUCCACCGAAGAAUCGGGAGACAACUGGAGCCGCGGUAA